AUGGAUCUCAUGGUAGAUAAACAUAAUAAAACUGUUCUUUCAGAACUUCAGCCGGGUGAUAUUGUAGAAUUUAAAAGAGGAAUAUACUCUCAUUACGGAGUAUAUAUUGGGAAUGAAGAAAUAGUUCAUCUAUCUGGAGAAGAUGAAAAUGAUGGCUUGGACGCAUUUGGUGUUGAACACAUCUUUACCAUUAGUGGCCAACUUUUUAACAAGGCUUGGGUGAAAAAAGACAAAUUUCUGGAAGUGGCUGGUAAAAGUAAGGCCUAUAAAGCAAACAAAGACACAAAAAGACAGCCCCUUCCUGCCCAUAAGAUUGUAGAAAAUUCUUUAUCAAAGCUUGGACGUGUUGGAUAUAAUAUAAUAACCCAAAACUGUGAACAUUUUGCUAAUUGGUGCAGAUAUGAAACGGAGAAGAGUGAACAAGUUGAUGGAUUUCUUACUGCUGUGUUCUUAGGAGCAGCUGCUGCAGGUACCCUGGCCGUAGCUUCUCAUUACAUGGGGAAGAAUAAAAGAGAGAAAAAUCAACCUCAGGGAUAUUACCAUCAAUAG
Molecule: messenger RNA, 549 nt
Organism: Lottia gigantea (owl limpet)
Lineage: Eukaryota; Metazoa; Mollusca; Gastropoda; Lottiidae
Exons: 3
Coding region: 1-549 (182 amino acids)
Biological process (GO): N-acylphosphatidylethanolamine metabolic process
Cellular component (GO): cytoplasm
Molecular function (GO): A2-type glycerophospholipase activity; glycerophospholipid phospholipase A1 activity
Source: RefSeq, a predicted model, not a curated record